Brassica rapa (field mustard) is the source of this 2286-nucleotide messenger RNA. Its product is annotated as DUF724 domain-containing protein 6-like. NCBI's taxonomy places the organism in Eukaryota, Viridiplantae, Streptophyta, Magnoliopsida, Brassicales, Brassicaceae. Gene Ontology annotation, molecular function: cysteine-type peptidase activity. Gene Ontology annotation, biological process: proteolysis. The record is from RefSeq and is a predicted model, not a curated record.
UGUGCAUCACACACCUUCCUCUCCAUUGUCUUCACUAAUUGCACUAGUUAUUGAAGAAAAUAAGAAUGCUUUGAGUGAGACAGAAACUGCGACCCAAUAUUUUUCUACAAGUGAAGGAGAGCAUACACAAUCAAGCAGAAAGAAUCAAGCAGAAGAAUAUCUCAAGGAUACUACAGAACCUACUACUGAGCUAGUUUCCACAGAUGUUUCGAAGACACAGCCUCUUACUCCGCAAACACAGCACCUUCAGACAAGUGAGGGAGAUCAAUCCGAUGAGACACCAUCAGAGCAGAAUCAAGCAGAAGAAAAUCUCAAGGAUACUACAGAACCUACUACUGAGCUAGUUUCCACAGAUGUUUCGAAGAUGCCGCCUAUUACUCAGCAAACAGAGCAUCUUCAGACAAGUGCUAUAGAUUUUUCAGAAACAAACGAGGUUGAAGUAAGCAGGCUUCUAGCUCACUUUCAAAUAGGCGCAGAGGUUGAGAUUUUGUCUACUGAUGACGAAAUAUGGUAUCCAGGAAAGGUUGUUGAUCUUAAACUGUGUGAAGGACUAGAGGAGCUGACAGUUGAGUACACGACACUCUUCACAGACCAACAUAGACUUCAGAAACUUCAGGAUACUAUCACGGCUGACAAAAUACGUCCUGCAACACCAACUAGUGACCAAAAAUCCUUUGAGAUGAUGGAUAAGGUAGAAGCCUUUUACAACAAUGGCUGGAGCAGCGGACAAAUUAGCAUGGUACUUGGUGAUAACACAUACUCGGUGUGUCUCUAUACUUCUAUGGAAACUAUUCUAUUCAAACAUUCAGAUUUGCGAAUUCAUAGAGAAUGGAAAGAUGGAGUCUGGAAGAUGGCAGAUAAGGUGAAGCCUGAUAAGAAAAGGAAAGCUGCUGCCUCAUCACAAAAUUCAGGAAUGGAUAAUGUUUUCCUAAGAAGGAGCGAGAGGGUGCCUAAACGAUCUAGAGACACAAAAACUCCAUUCAAGUCUGACAGAAAUCCGGCUUUAACUGUAAUACCUGAGAUUAUACCUGCAGUUGAUCCGUUUUCAACUCCUGCGGAACAUAAGCUUUCAAGGCUUCAAAAUUGGAUGACAUUAAAGCCCGGCAUGCAUGAAACGUCCCUAUCAAUCAAUGAUAAUAAGAUAAGGAAAUCUUUCUUUCAAAGCAUGGAAAAUGCAAAAAAGGACCUUAAGAAAGAGCACAUUGAUGGAGCCUUUGCAAUGCUAAAUUGCAGAAGAAAUGAGAAUGCUGCUUGGUUCCACAACUACAAGAUUCCAAAGGCGUGCUUCCUACCUAUGGAGUUCUUGCAUUGCUUGCUCUCUGAUGAUUUGGCUUACAAGAAAGAAAAGGUCAAAGGUAAAAAGAUUUUCAACGAUUUAUUUAAAGAUACUGUGAGAGGGAAGGUAUAUCCAGAGAAGACAUGGGGAGAAGAUGUUGAUGUUGUGUAUGGGAUUACUCUUGGAAAAAAAAGCAAUGUCUGGAUUGGGAUGGAAAUUCAUUUGAAGAAGAAAAGAAUCACAGUAUAUGAUUGUUUUCAAAAGGAAAGCAACAGCAUUGAUAUUCCUCAAGUGAAAAAGUUGGCAGUGUUGAUUUCUAAUCUGCUGGUGGAAUCUUCUGGUGAUGAGGUAGAUAAAGUGAAGAUGAUUCCAUUUGAGAUUGAGCAGGCACAAGGUUUACCCAAGACAAAACAUCCUUUCAACUGUGGGAUAUUUCUUGUCAAGAUUCUGGAGUGCCAGUCAUUGAAGAUAGGAGACAUGACAAAGAUUAAUGAUGACAAUGCAUUGGAGCUAAGGAGAGCCUUGUCUUGUGAGAUCUUCAACCAAUUUGUGGAUGAGAGCUUUGGGAAAUGAGAAUGAUGCAUGAAAACAUUUUUUGUUUUAGUUAAGACUCGGUUUUAGUUAUGACUGUUUAUUUUGUUAUGUUGUUGGCGUCUGGUUACAUAAGAAAGAUUGGAAGGAUAUCAAGUAUUUUUUUUGGGUAUCAUAUAUCUUGGAAGGUUAAAAAUAAUGUUUCUGGAUGGGUUUCCAGAAAAAAAGUUAAGUGUUUCAAAUGUAAAAAAGAAUGAAAUGAGAUUAUAUACUAAGGAUUGGACAUGUAUAUGGUAAGCUUAAAAUUGUGAUGUUUACAGACAACAAAAAUUUAGAACCACCAAGGAUCGAACCCAGAGGGAGAGAGUUUGCGUAUUUGGAUAGUGUGGGAGUUUAGCCACUAGGCCAAGAAGAAUCAUCUGUUAAUGGAUUACAUUUAAUUUUAUUUAACUCCAAACUGUAACAAAAAAAAAAAAAAA